Molecule: messenger RNA, 4253 nt
Organism: Diprion similis
Lineage: Eukaryota; Metazoa; Arthropoda; Insecta; Hymenoptera; Diprionidae
Product: biorientation of chromosomes in cell division protein 1-like 1
Exons: 3
Coding region: 129-4190 (1353 amino acids)
Source: RefSeq, a predicted model, not a curated record
CUUUGUCAUUAUAAAUAAAUAUGGCGACAGUCUGUUGAAUUGUAAAACGGUUGAAUUGAUGGUGAUUUACCGAGGUUAAUAAACGGGUGAAAAGCUCGUCGAGCAGUUGAACGAUUAACAAGGUGACGAUGGAGGCGGUGGGUCUUGGCAGCACUCUUUUAGCCGGAGAUCCGCGCUUGGUUGAUCAUAUAGUUGGCGAAGUUAAAUCUCAAGGAAUUUUUGAUCAGUUCCGGAAGGAAUGCAUCGCUGAUGUUGACACGAAGCCAGCGUAUCAAAACUUGCGUACCAGAGUCGAAAGUUCCGUCAACACAUUUCUCUGCAAGCAAAUAUGGAAGCCGGAUAUGAACAAGAACCAAUUGCGAGAGAAUUUGCGAAAGCAUAUACACGAUGCGGCUUACUUGGAUGUCGGAGUAGAACGCAUCGUCGAUCAAGUUGUUAAUCCAAAAGUUUAUUCGGUCUUUAUGCCGCAAAUCGAAGACGUGGUUCAUAAGUUUCUCGGAAUUGAACGACCCAAAGAACGUGAAAAAAAUGGUACAAAAAGCCUCAAGGAUUUACUACCGAAAGAUUUGGAUCCUGUUUCACCAGAGUCGGACAAGAACAGCUUGAAAGAUGUCUCGUUGGAAUCUGUGGAUGCGAACUUGACCGCGACUGUUGGAAGCAACGAACAUUCACCAUUGAAAGAUGCAAAUAAAAUUGAAAUAAAUAUUCAGAGUAAUGAAAAUAGCAACGAUAAACCAGCGAACGAUUGUAACUCGGCUAACAGACAAUCCGAAAAUUUAAACGAUCAAUUCGAUUGUGCUAGAAAAAAUUCUAACAAAAACCCUUUUGCUUCAAGUUUAAACAUUUCUGGACGAUCAGAGGAAAAACCUGAGGAGGAAGAAGAAGACAGUCCGAUGUUUGAACCAAUAGAUAUAAUGAAUUUUAACGAGUCUAAUGAUUCGCAUUUGUCGGGUAUUUCAGAACUAACAAGCCAUAGAUCACGAAGCCCAGAUUUUUCAAAUGAUUUUUCAAGGGAUAACUUAGACUUUAGUAAUCACGAUUCUCAACUAAGUAAAGUUUCUUCAGAUUCUCGAUUGUCGAUAGUCACUGAUUUCGGUUUGUCCAACCAUGCAACAACGCCGAUGCUGUCCGAAGCUAUAAAGGAAGACAGUAACAAAGGGAAGUCGGUGGAAUCUGUUCACAUUAAAAGUAGCAAAGAUAAUUUCAAAGCAAUUCGAGAUAUUGAUUCAAACAAAGGUAAUGCCAAGGAUGGAAGAAAUUCUUCGGAAAGUAUUCAAAGUAAGGAAACGUCGCAGGAACUCCGAGAUUCCAAGGAUUCAAAAAGUAUUAAAGCAUCGUUAGAUUCCACCGAUGCUGCAGUCAAGGACAAAAAUGAUUCCAAAGAUAAAUAUAAAGAUAGCGAUGCUAAAAAGACAAAGUCUAGCAAAGAACAGGAUGAUAUCAAGGAAUCGAAAUCUUACAAAGACCGCGACAAGGAUCACAGAAAGAGACAGACUUCGCACAGCAGUUCUAAGAACGAAAAAACUGACAAAUAUUCGAAAGAGAAGUACAGGGAAAAGUCAGAGAAAACACGCGACAGCUUUGAGAAACCCAAAGAGAAUUUGGAUAAGUCCAAAGAGGCAGAGAGGCCCAAAGAAGAGAAAAAGGAUUCAGAGAAAAGGGAAAGCGUUGGAAAGGAUUUGAAAGAUAUGUAUAAAGAAAAGAUUCGAGAAUUAAGAGAGAAAAAAGAGUUGACUGAAAAGGAAAAACUGGCAAAAGAUCCCAAAGAUUCUAAAUCGACUAAAGAUUCUAGAGACAGAAAAGACUCGUCAAGAGAUCGACGAGAUUCCAGAAGCUCUUCUGCCAAAAACUCUAGCCGUCACGAAGAUAAAGCAAGUAAAAAUGAUGACAAGUCAGUCGUCAAAACUGAUAGCAAAUCAUCGAGCAAAGCUAACGAACUUAAAGACUCUAAAAGCGAAACAAAGGACAGAGGGAAACGUGACGAUAAAUGGCAGUCUAAAGACGGCAAAGAGAGCCGAAGUAAAAGUUACGGUAAUGCAAAAAGUGAUUCGACAGAAAAGAGCGACAAGUCUGAGGUAAAGAAAGAAGGUAAAAAUGAUAUUCAAACCAAAGAUUCGGAGCGAAACGAGCGUUCCGAUGCAAGGAGAGAUUCAAAAUCGGACACGAAAAAAGAUUUCAAAACUGAAUCUCAGAGUAAAGAUUAUGAAAAAAAUGAUCGAUCGGAAGCAAAGAAAGACUCGAAGGUCGAUUCCCAGAACAAAGAACGAAAGAGGAAAAGUGACAAGAAAACAAAAGCAAAAGACGAUCAUUCCAGUUUGAGGAAAAAUCCAAGUGAGCGACGUUCGACUGACCGAGACGGUUCAAAUGGAUCGAGUAGCAAAAAUUCUCAAAAGAGUAGCUCAAGCUCUAUUGCCAAUUCGAGUAGAACAGGUUCUAGCAGCUUGACUAAAGAAUCGGGCGGGACGAGCAACUCUAGCAGCGAAACAUCCGAUAGUGUGGAUAUUUCACCCACCGAUGAAAUCACGUCCGCAAUAGAACCAAUGGAAAAGAAUAGGGAAAGUGUAAAUAGAGUGAAACCUUUGACGAUUAAAAUAACAAACGAGAAUGAAACUAGCCAACCUGACUAUUACAUCGAAUCCGAUUUGAUGCCUAAAAGAGUAGAAUUAGGGCAUGCCGAAUUGAGUUUACCAUUGAAAAAACGUCCGUUACAAACGGACGUCUCUGCUCCAAAUCCGAAUGACUUCAAAGUGAAGAAACCAAAGUUUGCAAAGAACUUUCAAGAAGCGAAAAAGCUGAUGAAAAUUAGAAAGAAAAUGGAGAAACAGAGAAUGAAAGAAUACGAAGCGGCAAAAGAGAAAUUUCAGAUGGCUAGUCAUUCUGAUAAGCCUACAGCGUUGCCGCCAACUGAGAAAGAGAAACAGUCUCCUGUGCUUCCGGAUGACGAGAGAGUUCAAAUUAUAGAAGUCACCGACGACGACUACGAAGAACCUUAUCCAGAUCUUUCUAUGAAAGAAAUAAAUAUCAGUCUUGAACGACAAUCUAUAUCCAGUUUAGAAAAUCCUCUGGUAUUUAAUCCUGAAGAAAAUUUGACGAAUGUUUUGGAAAAGCAAUCCACCUUGUCGGAAAUGGAGAAAUCGAUUAGACGUUCGUUGGAAGAUAUGAUAUCUGAUAGGAAAUUAGUAGAAUUAAAACCGCAGGUGGAAAAUAGUAACGAUUCAAUGGCAGCCAUGAAAAGUGUGCAAGAUAAUGCCGAUGUGCCAAAACACAGUGAAACAGGACUUGAAUCUGAAACUGUAGUAAACAAUUCGAUGAAUAAGAAGUCCAGUAUUACAGAAGCUCCUUAUGACAGGACAAUUAACAACGCAUUAGCAAAUUAUCUAGUGGAAAGUAUAUAUACAUCUGAAGCCAAAGCAAGGUUCUUGCAAAGUGUGGAAUCCGAAAAAGGCCGAAUAGAAGAUUCAGUGAAAUCGAUAAUACACGACGAACAAAAAGGCGAUAGUGAUCGUUUAGACGUGAAAGCAUCUGAAAAACGAAUGUCUUCAAAUGUUUAUAACAACCUGAACGUUAACACGACUGAUAAAGUUCCAUUGUCAACGGCGGAUGAUGAACAUAAUUGUUUGUACUUUGAAGCCGACAAUGAAAGAGCUGUGAAAUUUUCAAAGUUUUUGCAAUCAGUUGAGUUUGAGGCCCUAGAAGAUAGCACAGAUCAACACAAUUCUACGGAGUCUCUUGAAAAGAUUUUAGAAAGUCUAGGAGGCCAAAUCGUUUCGUCAUUGCCUAAAACAAUGGCGCCGCCCAUGCCGAAGCGGAAACAAUCGACGAGUCCUUUGAUGGAUAUUAUAUUGAAUAAUACGAAUAAUAACAACAAUCGUCAGACGAUAAAAGAGUCGACGCCAGAGUCCGAGUCGAGUGCUUUUAAAAAACGAAAGCUGGGCCGUCCUAAGAAACAACAAAGAGCCGUCGCCAACAUAUGCGCAAUCCAAAAUUUACCCAAUGGAGAGAACUUUGUUAUGCCUUUGAGCCCAGAAAGCGACGUGUCGGCCACUAGUGAAAAGAAUUUGCUUCAUCUUCUGAAAGAGGACAAAAGCCGGCAGAGAAGCAGUCAACGUUACUCAAGCGAUGACCUUUAUAAGCCGAGGCCUUUUUUCUCCAGCUCGUCCAGGCGAAGUAGAAGAUCCAAUCAGGCAUAGCAUUCUUUUAUAGCACUUAGUGUUAGAUGUUAAUGAAACGCAAGACUCUAAAAAAAAGAGUAC